Pocillopora verrucosa is the source of this 1531-nucleotide messenger RNA. NCBI's taxonomy places the organism in Eukaryota, Metazoa, Cnidaria, Anthozoa, Scleractinia, Pocilloporidae. The record is from RefSeq and is a predicted model, not a curated record.
UCAAAAUGGCGACAACUUUAGAAAACGCAAACCCGACUAUUUUCCUGCAGAAAACAGAGCGGGAAGUUCUCCCUGACGAAGAAAAUGAGGAUGUUGUGGACAAGAUCGAUGAACGAGAAGUAUUUGAUCUGAUUCGUUCUAUCAAUGAUCCUGAACAUCCUCUUACUCUGGAGCAGCUGAAUGUUGUGGAGCAGUCUUUAGUAGAGGUGGAUGAUGCAAAUAAUUAUGUGAAAGUUCAGUUCACCCCAACAAUUCCUCACUGUAGUAUGGCAACCCUGAUUGGUUUGGCAAUACGAGUCCAGCUUUUAAGAUCACUGCCUGAAAGAUUCAAGGUUGAUAUCAGCAUAACCCCUGGUGCCCAUGCUUCAGAAGAUGCAGUAAACAAGCAGCUGGCUGAUAAAGAACGAGUUGCUGCAGCUUUGGAAAACACUCAUUUGUUGGAAGUUGUAAAUCAGUGCCUCACAGUGCGUCACUGAGGUGGCUUAUAAUAUUUGUAAUGGGAACAAACUGUAUAUGGCUGCAAAAAUUGCACUGAAGGAUAAUCUAGGCAGUUAGUCAGCGUUUCACAGUUUGCUGCGAAGGGUGGCAGCUAAAAAUACAAUCUACAUGUAUUUGCCUGACAAUCAGCUUAAAUGUGUGAACUCCAUCUGAUUUGGAAAGUAUUAUAGUACUGUGGGAACACUAGACUUUCAUGAUGUUGGCACACCCAAACAGAAGUUCCUCACUCUCCAUUUACUUCAAAUUUUAAAACAUUCAGUGAAAGCAGAGGUUCGCUAUGCUGCUAGUAAUGCUGUGGCUUGAUUUAAUAAACAGUGGCACAAGACAGGUUAUCCCAAACAUCCUAUAUGUAGGAUACAGCUGUUGUUUGGUCUAGUCUUUUCACCCAAAGAAAAGGAAAGAUUUCACCCACCCCUAGACAGGGGCUUAUCAUGGUGGGCGGAAUUGGAGGGGGGGAUUAAAUUAACAGCUAACUGAGGGUCAAUGUGCAUAUUGUUAUUUUUCCCCUGUACUGUCCCCCAAAUUUAAUGAAUAAAAUACAAAAACCUAUUAUGUUUAAAAUGGAAACUACAGCUGGGUUUUAAUUCUAAGUCAAUUUUGUACAGCAAGCAAUCUACCUAGUCUGAUUAAAAGAUAAUAAACCAACCACUUUACCUUUGUUGACUAUAGGGAAUAGGGAGGAGUAUUUCUUGGAAAAUUAAAGUUCUAGACCUGAUGGAAGUACAUUGAGGUGUGAUUGGUAGUCACAGGCUGUAUAUCUAACGUCUCUUUUUAUUAUAAGACAUACUCUUAUCGUUGUACAUAACACUUUAUGAAGUUGUUGAAAAAGCUCAUUAAUACUUGUACUACUAACUCAAUGGUAUGAGAGUUACAAAUUAAGAACUUUUAAAUCCUUACAUACACUGUACAUGUAACAAUCUCAGUUUGCAAAAUGUAUGAACCACAUUUACAUGCUCAUGUAUGUACAAAGAAUGUUUUAUGUUUGAAAAGGCUAUUUAGCCGUAGUUAAUCAGAUUUAAAUAUAUAAUACAUG